This is a messenger RNA of Clupea harengus (Atlantic herring), 2181 nucleotides long. It is a transcript of the gene ube2f, whose product is annotated as ubiquitin-conjugating enzyme E2F (putative). NCBI's taxonomy places the organism in Eukaryota, Metazoa, Chordata, Actinopteri, Clupeiformes, Clupeidae. The record is from RefSeq and is a predicted model, not a curated record.
UUACCGAAACACAAUUCUAUGUGCACUUCCGCAUUUGACAUCGAUCUACCGGAGGUGUUCAUCUAAGUUAAUCCCAACCAUUGUGUGUUAUUUUACUGUUUACUGCAUAGGAUUGCCGGUGAUAUUUUGAAAUUGCGAGGUGAACUCGUAGAUUUACCUGUGAAUGGGGAUUAUGGUGUAAUUUGGAGCACUUUCUUUCUCCCGGACACAACAGCAGCAGGUGAGAGAGAGGGGCCGGCCAUGCUGACGUUGGCGAGCAAGCUGAAGAGGGAGGAUGUGCGGGCCGGUCGGGCCCCUGGGGGCCCCUCAGACUCCUCCCACCGUGUGUCUGUCCGGGAUCGCCUACUAAUCAAAGAGGUUGCAGAAUUGGAAACCAAUCUUCCCAACACCUGCAAAGUCACAUUCCCGGAUGUGAACAAGCUUCACCACUUUCAGCUGGCUAUAAGUCCAGAUGAAGGCUACUAUCAGAGUGGAAAGUUUCAGUUUGAAAUCGACGUGCCCGAUGCCUACAACAUGGUGCCUCCAAAAGUCAAAUGCCUGACCAGAAUAUGGCACCCCAACAUCGCAGAGACGGGCGAGAUCUGCCUGAGUUUAUUGCGAGAGCACUCGAUUGAUGGCACGGGCUGGGCACCGACACGCACGCUAAAGGAUGUCGUGUGGGGACUGAAUGCUUUGUUUACUGAUUUGCUGAAUUUUGACGACCCACUGAACAUAGAUGCUGCGGAGCACCACCUGCGGGAUAAGGAGGACUUUAGGAACAAAGUUCAGGACUUCAUCAAGAACUAUGCGAGAUGAUGACAGCAUUGACCCUCUUCCUCUUUUUGCCACACGACGCAGUGCGAUGCCAACCCACACGUCCCCGGGCACACCUGGCUUUCACCCAGAUGGCACCAGUGACACCUCCUUCUCCUUCUCCCUCUCCCCCACCCCCCACAAAGCAUUAAAACAAAACAAAAAGAAUGAGAGAAAAAAAUUGAAAAAAGCCACAUUUCGACAAAGAAAAAUAAUGCUUAAGCACUUAUCUGUGGGCUCUCUCUUGUGGAUCCCAGCUGGGUACUAAAUGAGCCUGGGGUGGGUCUGUCUGUGUGUGUGUAGGAGUCUGUGUAUGUUUGUACGCGUGUGUCCUUGUGUGUGUGUCCUUGUGUGUGUGUGUGUGUGUGUGUGUGUGUGUGUGUGUGUGUGUGUGUGUGUGUGAAGCUCGUGACUCAAUGAGCAAGCCUCGAUAUGUGAAUCAGAGCAAUGCCCUUAAGUGUGACUGCUUCAGUAGGAAACCGUGGAGGGCUGAGGGAAGAAAACAACAAACAUGGCAGCCAUAGUGACAGACGUGGCAGAUAGACUGUUCUUUUGAUGUCAUCUUCCCCCGUUCUAGUGCCUGCCUUUUGUGUUUUUCAUGUCCUUGGACAGUUAGCCUAGGUCAAACCAAACAAACCUGCUCCUCCGCAUGCCACCGCCUACAACUCCCAGAAUGCACUGUUCCACUUGCUUUACCCUGCCAAAGGAUAUCCAAUCACAGGGUCACACUCGAAGUUCAUCUGAUGAUGAUUGGCCAGCAUGAUGAGAGACUGGCCAAUCCGAGUGGAGGUCGGGGUUCGGCACCAUGUGGCCUAUGGUAGUCAACCAGAGGUGGGCUCUUUGCAGAAGAUGGGGGGGUGCUCUGACUGCUGUUUGAGCCCCUCCGCUUUGUCAUCCAGCGCAACACAAUAGAGACUGUUCUACAGGUCAUUUUAACACAUCUCAUGAAAACAUGCACACAUUAUGGGUGUGCGUGUUAUAAUGUCUCACUAAGUGUGCCUCUGUAUGCGAGAAAAGAGACUGUUUCAGCUUCCUCAAAUCAGAAUGUGGAAUAUGUCACUUGCUCUGUUGUAUGCAUCUUAUCGGCUGUGAAAUGUGCGUGCGUGUGCGGGUAUGUGUUCAGCUUCACAGAUGUGUGCAUGUAUACAUCAGUGUGUAGAUGUAUGCUAGUAUUUUUGUGUAUCUGUCAUGUAUUUUGCGGGAGUGACUGAGUGAAAUGUGUGUGUGUGUGUGUGUGUGUGGUCUGGUAGCAUGCACUGGGCUCUUGAUGUGCUCAACCAUAAACCGUCUAAAGAGCUGGUGAGGCUUGACGAUAUUAUUUAAACUCUUCUUUUCUUAGAGUUGUAUAUCCAUUUGUAAAAUAUAUUAAAGAGGAAUUAUACUACGGAA